UCUUUAUUGAUCCAGUUAUGUUUUUGUCUAUCAAUUAAUCAAACAAGAGUCACUUUGGAAUGACACUAAGCAGGGUUAAGCAGAGGUUUCCAAGUAUGUUCACAUGGACUGUGGACCUUCAGCAUGACCCUAGAAUUUCCUUCUGGUACACCAUGUUGGACGAUCUCCGCUAGCAUGUCUACCAUAUUCCCAAACCUCAUUAUCUGGUUAUUUUCUGCAACAUUUCAUGGACAUUAACCCCUGAAGAGAAACAUUAUUUUUACUUCUUGUAUAUAUAAUCUUAUCUUUUUAGUCAGUACUCUCAGCUGGAAAACAUAUGUGGAGUUAGAGGCACAAAUAGAUUAGCAUAUCAAGAGACUUUGACUAAAAACUUUGUUGCUGCUCUGCCUUCAUGAUCAUGACACAGUGAAUGUAACAAUAAACCUACUGCUACAGUUCACUGAUCAGUUUACACUCCACUGUGGACUCACUGAACUAACACGAUCCUGCCAUUGUCAAAAUGUUGCUUUAGGGGCAUCUAUUCCUUUCUCACAUGGAGAGAGUGGGGAGAAGUCUGGCAUUGCAUUUGAAAGAGUUGACUACAGUAUUAAGAUAAGACUAGAAGAACAACAUUACACACAGACAGUUAAUAUUAUACCCUCAGCUUUUCAGCCACUGUAAAAGACCGCACUCUGUUCCAGUGUGGUGCUGAAGUGUCACCCACUGCACUUGGGUCCCAGUCCAGGUGGUUCAUCAUGUGUUGGGUGCAGAAAUGCUCUAUCAGCGCAUGCUCCCAACCUUUUCAGACUGCAUACUAUUCAUAGCUCUGCUGGACCUGCAAAUGCUAUAUAAUAAAAUCACAAAGUGUAGAGAAAUGGCAUACUACUUUAUGCUAUUAAGCAUAUUUAAUUAGCUCUAUUUUACAUCAAGGAGAUAUUUACAUUUUUAACUUUGCAGGCACAGGGACCAAUUAAAGGUCCUGUGGUAUAGUUGGUCCAUGGCUCAGUCAGAGGUGGCUAAUUUUAAAUAGUUGUACCUCAAGAAGGUGCAGGCGUCAAUUGGGUGGGGGUGUGCGUGAGUAUAUUUCAUGUGGAGGCGGGCAGAUCAGUCAGCCACCUCAGUGAUGCCACGGAGGAAACGAUUUCUCGCACCUGCACUCAGUUAAGCAGCCUGAAUAAGAGAAGCCUGCAUGGACGGGGCAGGGGAUGGCAAGAUGAGAAAUGAACAGGAAAGAAAUUUAAAAAGUCCUGGAGUUUAAAGGAUAUAUAGAGAAGAGCUCGAGCGAAAGUUAGCCAGUGCAAAAUGGGAGGAAGCAGGAGGAUGGGAGUAAAACCCCGGGGGAAGGAGUGUGUGGGUGGUGCUCAAGAGGGGGCUGAAGGUUGAUUCUGUUGAGCAGCCAGGGAGUAGGAGCAACCGCAAUACUCCAGGGGACUCCACAGCAAGGCCAGGAAUGGCAGCAGGAGUCAGAGGAAGUGAAGGCUUGGUGGCAUCUCGUUGAUCACAAGGGGACUGAUGGAGGGGACACAGGCUGGACCAUAAGGUUGUCAGCACCUGUUGGUUGACGUCUCUCCAUGCUGCAAGAUCUGAACAGGAAAAGCCAGAGACACGUAGGUUUUAAAAGAGGCACCAGGAUUCAUGAUUGUUAACAGACACCAUCCUGCUAUGGAGUUUUAGCUUUGUUUUAUAGAUAUUUAUUUAUUGGAUUUUAAUCUCCACAUUCACUGUUAUUUUAUUGGCUUGAUUAUUGAAAGAAGAAUUUCACUGCACUGUUGCAGACUAGAUUGAUGAUUGUUUUAAAUAAAGGCACUGUUUACUUUUCCCACCUACCCCUUGCUGCUUAUUUUGUAGAGGGGCCACAGAGUUUUGUUGUUUAUAGUGUUUGCACCCAGUCGCGUCUCGUCACAGCACCCCGUCUAAACUAAUAUGUGUUUGUUUAAAUGUUGUCCCCGUAAUGAGAAACGAGGAAGGAUGUUGUGGGGAGGCAGUGACCCCUGGACACAUCAGUACUGGUGUUUUUCCAGUUACAUCCAGCUCAUCAUUAUUUAAACGGUCAGGAGGGAGAGAAGAAGGAGGAAAGAGAGAGAUGGAGAUUUCAAAAACAACAACAACUGAUCAUCAUUUUUCUGCCAUUGUUUACAUCGUGCCUUGUUCCAGUUUGUUUCUCGUGCAGCUGGAAUCGCGACAACACAGUCAUCGGCAGAAAUCCCAGGGUUGGACAUUAUUAUCCACCAUUCGCUGAGGAAGCACGGUGAGAUUGUUCUGUUUUAUUCUGGAGAAUUAAACUCAACCAUUUCGAUCCACCAUCAGUAUUCUGGACAGUUAUUUACCUGGACUCAAUUUCACAUUCAUUGACAUUUCAGUAAUCAUCCGUUGUUAUUAUUUGUAUUGUGUGUUUGUUAUACAUGUGCAGGAACGAGGGAGGUUUUGUUAUUGUAUAUGUGGUAUUUUGCACUUUGCUGGUUUGGUGGAGAAAUAUAUAUAUAUAUAUAGAUAUAUUUUACGUCUGAGAUUUGUAUUAUUGUAUUUGUCAUUGUGUUUUAUUUAAUAUACAGGUAUUUCUGCAUUCACUUUACAUAUCUGCUUUGGUUUGCUAGUAUUUAAACCGUCGAUUGGGGAGGGGGGGUAUUAUUUGUCAGAGGUAUGGCUUGGUAUAAGUAGGCUCUCCUCAAUAAUUCAUCGAGGCCACAGCUCCUGGCCGUGUGGCUGCCGGCUGGGUAAGGGGUUGGCCGUUACAAUUUGUCCUCAUUCACCCUGCUCAUCUCAGUUACAGUAUCAACUGUGCUCAAGAGGCUUCCCGAAGGCCACAGGGGCAUGUAGCUGACCUGCACCAUCACAGGCCCUCUUACCCAAAACAGAGUUUACACUUUCCACAAGACAUUUUGUAGUUUUACAGCUGUAAAUAUCCCUAAAACCAAAAUCAAUUUGGGAGAAUAUUAGCAAUUUAAAUGGGUUAUCAGAUAAUUAUCUUAAGAUUUACUUAAGAUCUAAUUAUUCUUUUAUUCCCAGAGCUAUAAGCUUUUUGAAUUCUAGUAGUUGUAGGGAUCCUACUGCAUUCUGAACUAUUGCUGGGUACUGUUAAAGGUAAUUAUUCUGAUUUGCAUAAAUCAUAUAGGUGUGUGUACUGAUUGUAAUAAUUAUCAUCUUUCGGCUUAUUUUCGUGAACACUAUGUUUUAUUUUUUGUGUUUUCAUACUGCAAUCAAAUUUACCUCUAGGAUAAUAAAGUCUAUCAAACCUAAUUUAUGCAAAGACAACAGUUAAGUCCACACGUCCAUGGUCAGGACAGAAUCUGCAUUGCUGUUGCUUAAUAUGAAGCACAGUCUCCCCUCAGGCAUCCAAACAUAAGGCUUUAAUAGAAAGACCUAAGAAUGUUAAUCCUGUUUUGAAGUUUUAAAACUUACCUUCAAUUUAUUAUAUGUUUGAUUACCUUACUGAGACUAUCAGCAUAAGACUGCAGUACAAAAAAAAAGAAUUUUGUUGCCUUUGAGGCAUAAUGCCAAUGACAGUAACGUAACUAAUUAACUAGCUAAACCGUCAAGGUCAUUGUCGUGUUUACUAUAACAAUCAUUUUAUUAAGCACUUACAAAAAUAGAAAAAGUUUCAGUUUUUCUCAAUCGUUUUGGUGCAUUUCUUAAAACAAUUUACGUUCGCAGAACAGUAUGUGCAUUUCUCAGAGCAAUAUGUGCAAACCGCAAAACACAGUGUAUUACCUGCAAAAGCAAGUAACUUGCUCAAAAUGCUUAGUCUAUUCCCCUGGUAGGGUCACCCAAGGCAAACUGGUUCUAGGUGAGGGAUGAGACAAAGAGCGGUUAAACAAACCUCCUAUGAUGGAAAACAAUUUUGGACGGCGUUUUCCCUCGCCCAGACGCGGGUCACCAGGGCCCCACUCUGGAGCCAGGCCUGGAGGUGCGGCUCGAUGGCGAGCGCUUGGUGGUUGGGCCUGCACCCAUGGGGCUCGGCCGGGCACAGCCCGAAGAGGCAACGUGGGUCCCCCUUCCCAUGGGCUCACCACCUAUGGGAGGGGCCAAGGAGGUCGGGUGCCGUGUGAGUUGGGUGGUGGCCGAAGGCGGGGACCUUGGCGGUCCGAUCCUCGGCUACAGAAGCUGGCUGUUGGGAUGUGGAAUGUCACCUCUCUGAAGGGGAAGGAGCCUGAGCUAGUGCGCGAAGUUGAGAGGUUCCGGCUAGAUAUAGUCGGACUCACCCAGACGCACAGCUUGGACUCUGGAACCAAUCUCCUUGAGAGGGGCUGGACUCUGUACCACUCUGGAGUUGCCCCCGGUGAGAGGUGCCGAGCGGGUGUGGGUAUACUUAUUGCCCCCCGACUUGGAGCCUGUACAUUGGGGUUCACCCCGGUGGACGAGAGGGUAGCCUCCCUUCGCCUUCGGGUGGGGGGACGGGUCCUAACUGUUGUUUGUGCGUAUGCACCGAACAGCAGUUCGGAGUACCCACCCUUUUUGGAGUCCCUGGAGGGGGUGCUAGAGGGCAUACCUUCUGGGGACUCCCUCGUUCUGCUGGGAGACUUCAAUGCUCACGUGGGCAAUGACAGUGAGACCUGGAAGGGCGUGAUUGGGAGGAAUGGCCCCCCCGAUCUGAACCCAAGCGGUGUUCUGUUAUUGGACUUCUGUGCUCGUCACGGAUUGUCCAUAACGAACACCAUGUUCAAGCAUAGGGGUGUUCAUAUGUGCACUUGGCACCAGGACACCCUAGGCCUCAGUUCGAUGAUCGACUUUGUGGUCGUGUCGUCGGACUUGCGGCCACAUGUCUUGGACACUCAGGUGAAGAGAGGGGCGGAGCUGUCAACUGAUCACCACCUGGUGGUGAGUUGGCUUCGAUGGUGGGGGAGGAUGCCGGUCAGGCGUGGUAGGCCCAAACGUGUUGUGAGGGUCUGCUGGGAAUGUCUGGCAGAGCCCCCUGUCAGAAGUAGCUUCAACUCCCUCUGGCAGAACUUCGACCACAUCCCGAGGGAGGUGGGGGACAUUGAGUCCGAAUGGGCCAUGUUCCGUGCCUCUAUUGUUGAGGCAGCUGACCGGAGCUGUGGCCGUAAGGUGGUCGGUGCCUGUCGUGGCGGCAAUCCCUGAACCCGUUGGUGGACACCGGCGGUGAAGGAUGCUGUCAAGCUGAAGAAGGAGUCCUACAGGACCCUUUUGUCCUGUGGGACUCUGGAGGCAGCUGAUAGGUACCGGCAGGCCAAGCGGAAUGCGGCUUUGGUGGUUGCUGAGGCAAAAACUCGGGCGUGGGAGGAGUUUGAGGAGGCCAUGGAGAACGACUUUCGGACGGCUUUGAGGAGAUUCUGGUCCACCAUCUGGCGUUCUAAGGAAGGGGAAGCAGUGCAGUGUCAACACUGUAUAUGGUGGGGAUGGUGCGCUGCUGACCUCGACUCGGGACGUUGUGGGUCGGUGGGGGGAGUACUUCGAAGACCUACUCAAUCCCAUUAACAUGCCUUCCAAUGAGGAAGCAGAGCCUGGGGACUCAGAGGUGGGCUCCCCCCAUCUCUGGGACUGAGGUCACUGAGGUGGUCAAAAAACUCCUUGGUGGCAGGGCCCCAGGGGUGGAUGAGAUACGCCCGGAGUUCCUCAAGGCUCUGGAUGUUGUAGGACUGUCUUGGUUGACACGCCUCUGCAACAUCGCAUGGACAUCAGGGACAGUGCCUCUGGAUUGGUAGACCGGGGUGGUGGUCCCCCUCUUUAAGAAAGGGGAUCGGAGGUUGUGUUCCAACUACAGAGGGAUCACACUUCUCAGCCUCCCUGGAAAAGUCUAUUCAGGGGUCCUGGAGAGGAGGGUCCGUCGGAUAGUCGAGCCUCGGAUUCAGGAGGAACAGUGUGGUUUUCGUCCUGGUCGCGGAACAGUGGACCAGCUCUAUACCCUUAGCAGGGUCCUGGAGGGUGCAUGGGAGUUUGCCCAACCAGUCUACAUGUGUUUUGUGGACUUGGAAAAGGCAUUCGACCGUGUCCCUCGGGGAAUCCUGUGGGGGUACUCCGAGAGUAUGGGGUACCGGCCCCCUUGAUAAGGGCUGUUCGGUCCCUGUACAACCGGUGCCAGAGCUUGGUCCGCAUUGCCGGCAGUAAGUCGAACCCGUUUCCAGUGAGAGUUGGACUCCGCCAGGGCUGCCCUUUGUCACCGAUUCUGUUCAUAACUUUUAUGGACAGAAUUUCUAGGCGCAGCCAGGGCGUUGAGGGGGUCCGGUUUGGUGGGCUCAGGAUUGGGUCACUGCUUUUUGCAGAUGAUGUUGUCCUGUUUGCUUCAUCAGGCCGUGAUCUUCAGCUCUCUCUGGAUCGGUUCGCAGCCGAGUGUGAAGCGGCUGGGAUGAGAAUCAGCACCUCCAAAUCCGAGACCAUGGUCCUCAGCCGGAAAAGGGUGGAGUGCCCUCUCAGGGUUGGUAGCGAGAUCCUGCCCCAAGUGGAGGAGUUCAAGUAUCUCGGGGUCUUGUUCAUGAGUGAGGGAAGAAUGGAGCGUGAGAUCGACAGGCGGAUCGGUGCGGCAUCCGCAGUAAUGCGGGCGCUGCAUCGGUCUGUCGUGGUAAAAAAGGAGCUGAGCCGCAAGGCGAAGCUCUCAAUUUACCAGUCGAUCUAUGUUCCUACCCUCACCUAUGGUCAUGAACUAUGGGUAGUGACCGAAAGAACAAGAUCGCGAAUACAAGCGGCUGAAAUGAGUUUCCUCCGCAGGGUGUCUGGGCUUUCCCUUAAAGAUAGGGUGAGAAGCUCAGUCAUCCGGGAGGGGCUCAGAGUAGAGCCGCUGCUCCUCCGCAUCAAGAGGAGUCAGAUGAGGUGGCUCGGGCAUCUGAUCAGGAUGCCUCCUGGACGCCUCCCUGGUGAGGUGUUCCGGGCACGUCCAACCGGGAGGAGGCCCCGGGGAAGACCCAGGACACGCUGGACCCAGGACACGCUGGAGGGACUAUGUCUCCCGGCUGGCCUGGGAACGUCUUGGGAUUCUCCCGGAAGAGCUAGAAGAAGUGGCCGGGGAGAGGGAAGUCUGGGCAUCUCUGCUCAAGCUGCUGCCCCCGCGACCCGACCUCGGAUAAGCGGGAGACAAUGGAUGGAUGGAUGGAUAUUCCCCAAAAACAAAUAUUUGUGUCAGUGAAACUGUCAGUGCCAUCAGAAUGACAAAUCCUUGCACCAUUGCCUAUGAACAAGAUGGUCAAAAUACAUGAACAUGUUUUCGGUAUAAUUGUUUGAUCUGUAUUGAAAAUUUUGACAAGGAUUUUGGUAACACUGUCUGAAAAUCUAUAAGGUAACAUAUUUUCUGUGUGGUAUAACAAUUUCUAUACUAUUAAGUUUCAAAUUACUGUGUUUACUGUUCAGGGAUUGAUUGCAAGAAACUGGAUAUACUGUAAGUAGGAUUUUUAGAAUAUUGUUUGAAAAUUCACAAGUGACUGUAACAUUUUUUCAAUGUCUUCAGUUUUGAUACUACAGUAAAACAUAGUAGAAGUAGUUUUGGUAAGUUACAAAGUUCAAACAGUACUUGAGGGAAUUGAGUGCCAGAGACUGGAUAUGAUACAGUAUCUUUUAUACUCUUCUUUACUGUAUUGUACAGAAAUUUGUUACAGUAAUACAGUUAUAAAGAAAAGAAUGCCUUUCACAGCAACAAAUUGCAUAAAGGAAAAAGAGCAAAAAAACAGAGGAAACACUCCAUAAAACGUAGUAGUGUGGGCAUAGCUGUACGUUUUUUACACAUCCUGACAUUCUUGUCUGUCAGGCCACAGAUUUUCAUCCACAUUACAGUGGAUAAUCCUUCCUCUGCAAGAGUCCACAUUUAUCUGUUCACAUGCUGCAUUCAUGGCAUCCGACAAGCUCAACUGGGUAUGGGGCUAAUGAUCAUAAACCUUCCACUUCCAAGUAGAAAAAAAUUCCUCAAUUGGAUUAAGGAAGGGAGAGUAGGGUGGGAGAAAUUCCAUGAUCAUCCUGUCAUGAUUAGUAAACCACUCUCUGAUGGUGUAUGAGUGAUGGAAACUCACAUUAUCCCAAAUGAUCACAUAUUUUAGGAGAUCAUUCUGGAUUAGACCCCUCACAUUUUCAGGUAUAAUAUCCCUGUACAGGGUGUCUAAAAAGGUCAACAGAUGUUGUGUGUUGUAUGGGCCUAUAAGGGGAAUAUGAGUAAGCACACCAUUGUCAGAGAUGGCUGCACACAUGAUGAUAUUCCCUCCCCGCUGCCCUGAAAUAUCAACAUUAGCUCUGUGACCAAUAAGAUUCCUUGCACUCCUUCUACCUUUAGCCAGCUUGAAGCCUGCCUCAUCAACAUAUAUGAAAUUAUGAAGUGGUUCCCUUGAGUCCAGAUCCAUUAUACGCUAUACACCAACAGAACAAAAAACAUAAUUAUAGUACCUACUGUACUGUAAAAUGUUGUUUUGUUUACAGUAUUUUGAACAACAUAUUUCAUCAAAUUGUACUAUGCAGAAAUAUAACUAAAGUUGUGCUGUUUACUGUAGAUUACAGUAUGCAAAUAAAUAUUUUACAUGAACAUAUUGGUAACACAGCUCCUUUACUCUGUGAUUGUUUCUUUCAAAUGGGAACCGGUAGAUUUGUUUCAUGCCCAUUUGGUGUCUUUUCAGCACUCAUCAAUUGUUGAGACACUUACAAAUGGGAUGUUCUCAAAUGCAUUGUUGUCUUCAGCCACAGUUCUCUGUAUCUCCUGUAGUCGAAUGGCAUUAUUUGAAACCACUAUGGCACAAAUGGCCUCCUCCUGUUAAAUAGUAAAAAGAUGCCUUCGACCACCCCUGUGAGUUAGUCUUGCAGUCCUAUUUGGACAGUAUUGUAAAAUGGAGAAAAUACAUACAGUAAAUAUACUAGUGUACAAUACAGCAUCAACUACAUAAUGAAAAUAUAAAGAAAAGCAGGUUACUACAAACUUUGUACUUUGAAGCUUUACAGUAUACAUAUUUUCACAUUACAGUACCCACCCGUUCUACCAACGAAAUGUUUGUAUGAUUGAUGACACAGUAGUUCGCCCAAUAUUUGGCUGUAGCCUUCGACCAGCCUCAGACAUUGUGAGACCAUGAUUGACAAUGUGGUCCACAAUGGUGGUCCUUAUUUCAUUAGGAACAACCCUGUGUACUUGGCCUCCUCUUCCUCUACCUCUAUUUUGUCUCCUUACUCUUCCACCCUGCAUCCUAACUCGCCUUCUUCCAGACUGUUGCGCCUGUUCAUUAGCUUGUGGGUGAGUCCAUUACCAUGUAGGAAAAUGUUUCAGUAAUCUGUGUUAUGCUUGGUAUAUUAUUUGAGCGUUGGUUCAGCUAAUGCCUCAUGAUUAUAGGAUGAGAGUCACCUGAGACCAAUUACUCACUACUGAUAUAAAUUUCAGAUUUACCAAAUACAUAAAUAAAUAUGCUAGACAGAUUAUGACAACUAGUUCAUCAUUUUUCUCAGAAUGACUAAAGCAAUGAAAUAAUGAGUAGAUGUUUUGAGUGGAAGGAUUAAUUAACAGAGAACGAACAUAACAGGUUUUGAGUGAGAUGACAAAAGCAAAUGAGAACGUAAAAAACAGUUACAUGAAUAUACAAAGCAUUUGCUAUUUGUUCAAAACAAUAGGAAUUUGCUGUUAUGAUGUGCACAACUAAUAAGCAGAUAUGGAGUUUGAACAAGUAGUUUUGAAAGUUUCUGUUCUGAUCUCAGAAAUGCAUCAAAGCGACUGACUAAAACUAUAAUAUCAAUGGUUAAGUACUUUAUAGAUUGAGUCUUACUUUCUUCUCGUU
Molecule: messenger RNA, 9662 nt
Organism: Erpetoichthys calabaricus (reedfish)
Lineage: Eukaryota; Metazoa; Chordata; Cladistia; Polypteriformes; Polypteridae
Product: craniofacial development protein 2-like
Exons: 2
Coding region: 3802-5055 (417 amino acids)
Biological process (GO): chromatin remodeling
Cellular component (GO): nucleus
Molecular function (GO): catalytic activity
Source: RefSeq, a predicted model, not a curated record